CGGGUUCCAACGUCACGAUGGUGAAGUGCAAUGGGAAGUGGAGCACAACGUGGUCGGCCACGGGCGCGUCCGGCGAUUUAUUAGCCCAGAAGGCCACCCGACGAGGCAAGCUGGCCAGCGAGAUUGAGCGAAUGGCAGCGAUCGGAGUGUGACGAAUGAUGCAAUCGGUGCCUAGCGCGGGCAGGCAGGCACGCCUGUCACGGAUGGUGGGGUCGGGCUUGCCAGAUCAAUUGGUUUCAUGAGAAGCAACCAAGAAAGCACUCUGACUUCUUCCACUACUUCAACUCUCCAAACACCUCGACCUUCCCUUUCCACACCAACAACUUCCUCCACUUCCCUCUCGCACCGCAACUCGCAACCACGCACGCCAUCACGGCACUCGAUCCACGCAGCAGCAGCUUCACCAUCACCGCGUCACCCACUUCACCUUCCGCGGGCUCACUUCGCGCACGAGCACAGCUCAUUUCGAGCCACGUUAAACACAACACAAACAACAACAACACCGCCAACAUGGGUCUCAAGGGUGUUCACUUCGGCGGCGGCAACAUUGGCCGCGGCUUCGUCGCCGAGUUCCUGCACAACUCCGGUUUCGAAGUGGUCUUCGUCGAUGUGAUGGACAGUAUCAUUGAAUCAUUGCAGAAAAACAAGAGCUACGAGGUCACCGAGAUCGGUCCCGAUGGCGAGACUAAGUUCACCAUUGACAACUACCGCGCACUCAACUCCAAGUACGAGAUGGCUGCAGUCAUCGAGGAGAUCGCCACCGCCGACACUGUCACCUGCGCUGUGGGCCCCAACAUCCUCAAGUUCAUCGCCGAGCCCAUCGCCAAGGGUAUUGAGGCUCGCAAGUCAGACACCCCACUGGCUGUUAUUGCGUGCGAGAACGCCAUUGGUGCUACGGACACUCUCCGUGGCUUCAUUGAGCAGAAGUUGGGCGAGAAGACCAAGUCAGACAUUGCCUCGAAGGCCCGAUUCGCGAACUCGGCUAUUGACCGUAUCGUGCCAAUUCAGGACGAGGGUGCUGGUCUGAACGUCAAGAUCGAGAAGUUCUACGAGUGGUGCGUUGAGGAGAAGCCUUUCGACGGCAAGCCACCUGCCAUCAAGGGCGUGCACUACGUCGAUGACUUGGAGCCAUACAUCGAGCGCAAGCUCUUCACCGUCAACACUGGUCACGCCACAGCUGCCUACUACGGUCACCAGGCUGGCAAGAAAUACAUUCACGAGGUGCUCGAGGACAAGAAGCUUCACGACAUCGUGCAGGGCGCCCUCGAAGAGACCGCUCAUUUGAUCUGCACCAAGCACUCUCACAUCACCAAGGAGGAGCAACAGCAGUACGUGCAGCAGAUCGUCAAGCGCAUCUCAAACCCAGUCCUCAAGGACAACGUCGAGCGCGUCGGUCGUGCACCUCUUCGCAAGCUCUCUCGUAAGGAGCGCUUCAUUGGCCCCGCCGCCCAGCUCGCUGAGAAGGGAGAGAAGGUGGACAGCCUGCUUGGUAGCAUCGAGCAGGCCCUCCGCUUCCAGAACGUCGAGGGCGACGACGAGUCCGUCGAGCUCGCCAAGAUUCUCAAGGACAACGACUCCAAGGCAGCCACUGAGAAGCUGACGGGCCUCGACGAGAAGCACCCUCUUUUCGCCAAGGUGGAAGAGCGUGUCAAGAAGGUCCAGUCUGGUUAGCCAUCGAAUCGAGUCUUCGCAUACGGGUACAGCGCGAACCCUGCUUUACACGACCCUCCCACUCCUCCCAGCGUCUGAACUUGCUGUCAUUUGCAGGCAUGCAAAUAGAGGGGGCAUGAGCAUGAUUUACGAGAGCAUGAAUUGAGAUACCAAAAGCGAUGUGAAUAGUUAUCGUUGAUAGCACUGGUUGCAAUGACACGAUGGACUGUGACUUCUUCUUCUCCCCAUUGUAAUUGCCUUCUGUUCGCCAUUAUCUGUCGUUGCCUU
Molecule: messenger RNA, 1938 nt
Organism: Cercospora beticola
Lineage: Eukaryota; Fungi; Ascomycota; Dothideomycetes; Mycosphaerellales; Mycosphaerellaceae
Gene: MPD1
Product: mannitol-1-phosphate 5-dehydrogenase
Biological process (GO): mannitol catabolic process
Cellular component (GO): cytosol
Molecular function (GO): mannitol-1-phosphate 5-dehydrogenase activity
Source: RefSeq, a predicted model, not a curated record